Aspergillus versicolor CBS 583.65 is the source of this 1590-nucleotide messenger RNA. RefSeq lists its product as uncharacterized. The record is from RefSeq and is a predicted model, not a curated record. The transcript has a single exon. The coding region runs from base 185 to 1336 and encodes 383 amino acids. Lineage: Eukaryota; Fungi; Ascomycota; Eurotiomycetes; Eurotiales; Aspergillaceae.
CCGCCACAUCGGUGGGGAGUGUUGUAUACUCGCCCAGGGAUCGGUAUCGGAUAUAGCGACGUCGCCCGAAAUAAAAGAUGUGAAUACCCAGGACUCAAGGCCCUAUUCAGCUAUACCUACAGUCCACCGCAGGAGAUCAACGCCAAAACACAUAUCAUACCAAACACCAAGAGGGGAGAAUAAGAUGUCCUUCCUACAAGCAGCCCCCGAACCCACAACCCCGCUAGGCCGCCUCCGCGUGCUCUCCACCACAGCCAGCGUGCGCGUCUCCCCCCUCCAACUCGGCGGCAUGUCCAUCGGCAACGCCUGGUCCGGCUUCAUGGGCAGCAUGGACAAGGAACAAGCAUUCGGCCUACUGGACGCCUUCGUCGCCGCAGGCGGGAACUUCAUCGACACCGCCAACAACUACCAAGACGAGCAAUCGGAGCGGUGGAUCGGGGAGUGGAUGGCGGCGCGGGGGAACAGGGAUAAUAUCAUCAUUGCGACAAAGUACUCCACCGCGUACCGGGACUACGAGGUUGGCGGCAAGAAGGCUUAUGUGAAUUACUCGGGGAACUCGCGGCGGGCGCUGCAUAUGUCGUUGCGGGACUCGUUGGUGAAAUUGCAGACGGACUGGGUGGAUAUUCUGUACCUGCAUUGGUGGGACCAGAUUACCUCUGUUGAGGAGGUGAUGGAUAGUUUGCAUGUUCUUGUGCAGCGGGGGAAGGUGUUGUAUUUGGGGAUAUCGAAUGCGCCGGCGUGGGUUGUUGCUGCGGCGAACUGUUAUGCGCGGGCGAGUGGGAAGACGCCGUUUAGUAUUUACCAGGGACGGUGGAAUGUUUUGAGGCGGGAUUUGGAGAGGGAGAUCUUGCCGAUGGCGAGGCAUUUUGGGAUGGCGAUUGCGCCGUGGGAUUCCAUCGGGGGAGGGAAGUUUCAGUCCAAGAGGCAGUUGGAGGCGAGGCAGAAGGCCGGUGAGAGUCUAAGAGCUAUUGGGCCUGCGGCGCAGAGUGAAGAUGAAGUGAGGAUGAGCGAGGCGCUGGAGAAGGUUGCUUCAGAGCAUGGCGUUGAGUCGGUGACGACGAUUGCGCUGGCAUAUGUCUUGUCCAAGGCGCCGUAUGUCUUUCCGGUGAUUGGGGGGAGGAAGAUCGAGCACCUCCAGGACAAUAUCAGAGCACUGGAUAUCCGGCUUACACAGGCCCAGAUUGACUUGCUGGAGAGCGUCAAGCCGCUGAAUGCUGGAUAUCCAGCUGAUUAUAUUGGGCCAGAUCCAAAGAUCACUGGCAAGGCUGGAGGAGUGCUGGCGACGACGGGCCCGAUGGCAUUCGUUCAGUAUCCAAAUGCAAUUGGCAAGCUGUAGUAGUUAAUGACAUUAAUCUGAUUGUUUAUUUGAUAGUAUAAUUCCCCCACAUGCCCCCAUCAGCCCACAUGUAUACUUGGAGAAUCAACCCCGCAGACUCGACUACAUCAAUGGGAUGCCUGCUGAUGAUUGAGUGCUCAUACAACAUGGACCCCUCCCUAUGGACCAUCGCAUGCAGUUUCGCCGUCUUAAUCCCCCUCGGCAUCCUCAUCCACGAUGUCCUCCUCUGGAAACGCCUCCCCCCAGGCCCCCCU